CAGCGAACGUGUAGAGAGGAUCUUGGACUGCUGCACCGUCCGUGCUUCAGGUGAAUGCGGAAUCUAUUUUUUUCUUGCUCGUUGCCGUCUGUGGGUGUUCUGGGCGGAUGCGUGUUCUGCUUGCGGCCCUUCAUAUUGUUGUUUUCUGGGAGUUUGAGUGACGCUCCGUCGCAAUCUGGUUGCGAAAGUGAAGCGCUUUCGUUCGUUACCUGCCCAUCGGCAGGUGGCGUUUAGAUUUGUGGGACUACCAAUCGUCCGUGUCAACGUUACCAGAAUAGCGGACGCCGGACAGGAACCACCCGGCCGUUAUCGGGAGCAGGUGCUUCUCCCUGGCUUGAAGUCAGGUAUCCGUGUGGUGACAACACUGGUGAAGGGUAUUGUCACAAAUGGGGCUAGGGUCCAGCAAGGAUGAGAGCUCCGGCCUCCAGUCACAACCAGCUGACCAGAGUGAUCCAGCUCUAGGGUCAAGCAUUGAUGAGAGCUCCGAACGCCAGUCACAACCAGCUGACCAGAGUGAUCCAGCUCUAGGGUCCAGCAAGGAUGAGAGCUCCGACCGCCAGUCACAACCAGCUGAUCAGAGAGAGCCAGCUCUCUCUGAUGGUGCUGCAAUGGAAGCAGCAUCUGAAGAGGAGAGUAAGGACAAGUAUCGACCACCAAGUAGGGCUAAUAGGGACAGUGAUCACUACUACUCAACCAAUGUGCCUCACUCAGAUCUGGUGAGAGCAUGUGAAGAUGACGAUGUGGAACAAAUCCGACAAACCGUGAAUAUCGGCACUCCAACCGAGCCUGUGAUUAGACCGGAUCUCUUGGAACAAGUGCCCGAGCCAUACUUUCGUGUUUGGAUUGGUAGUGUGAGAAUUCCCAUGACAAUCAUGACUCUUCUGAUUCUGGCAGCUUGCUACUAUGGCAGCAUUCAUUGUGUCCAGUUUUUACUCUGGUGUGAUCCGUCGCUGUUGCGCGGCAAAGUUAUGUUCAAUGGCUUUAGUCAUCCACGUGAGUACUGCAGCCCAGUAUCACUUCUACAUGUCUGCGCGUCCCGUGGACAUAAAGCACUGUGUGAGCUGCUGAUUAGAAAAGGCAUAGCAGUUAAUGUCCAAGAUAAGUAUGGUAGUACACCACUCCACUUUGCAGCAUACGGAGGUCAUGUGUCCGUAAUAGAAUGUCUGUUGAAUGCUGGACAUCCAUUGGAAGCGAAAGAUGAGGUAAGUCAGGAUAUCCCUGGUGCAUGCUUUUUUGUGUAGGAGCAGAAAGAAGGAUUACCGUACUUUCGCGAUUAGAGCCCUCUCUUGAAUAGUGCUCUAUGUUGAAGAGUGCCCCAGUCUCUAUGAGCAUGUGAACAAAAUAUAUAGCCCUCCCUUGGAUUGUGCCCCCCCCCCCUCCCCCGGCUUGUAACCAAGCGCAUGUGCUCGUUUUGUGUUCCAGGCCAUGUGAUAAGGGUCGUACUGACGUAAUGUCCUGACACUUCCCAGACUUGCCAUUUUGCCUCACAUGUCGCUGAAAGGCAACAUUUUUUUAAUUCUCGACCGAACGAUAUGAACGAACAAAAUUUUCCUGGAAACUGCACACAAACCUUGCACCUAACCACAUCACACAUGCGCGAUCAUCUUUGCAUCUC
Molecule: messenger RNA, 1615 nt
Organism: Sycon ciliatum
Lineage: Eukaryota; Metazoa; Porifera; Calcarea; Leucosolenida; Sycettidae
Exons: 6
Coding region: 387-1241 (284 amino acids)
Molecular function (GO): protein binding
Source: RefSeq, a predicted model, not a curated record